This is a messenger RNA of Scylla paramamosain (green mud crab), 4099 nucleotides long. Its product is annotated as zinc finger protein OZF-like. NCBI's taxonomy places the organism in Eukaryota, Metazoa, Arthropoda, Malacostraca, Decapoda, Portunidae. Gene Ontology annotation, molecular function: DNA-binding transcription factor activity, RNA polymerase II-specific; RNA polymerase II cis-regulatory region sequence-specific DNA binding. The record is from RefSeq and is a predicted model, not a curated record. Bases 2434 to 3636 code for a protein of 400 amino acids. Gene Ontology annotation, biological process: regulation of transcription by RNA polymerase II. The transcript is spliced from 3 exons. Gene Ontology annotation, cellular component: nucleus.
UUUCUGAUGGGAGGUGAGGGAUAAGAAAUAAAAACUCAUAAUUUCUAGGAAAACAACUUGCAGAUUCAUUCAAAAUAGGCUGAAAACUAUCAGAAAAAUCAUUUCAUCUGGAAUAGAGAGACUGGUGCAAGAGUAAAAAAUUAUCUCAGCUAACAAACUUAACCUAACUAACCUAACCCAGUCUAACCUAACCUAACUUAGUAACAUACGAGUACAUACUUCAUCAGUUUUCAUUAUUGCUGGAGUUGUUGGCUGAAAGUAAGGGAACUAUUAAAUGUGGUUGGAGCAUUCAGUAGUAGUACUGAAAAAAGAUCAGUAGGUGGCCACAGUGAGAUGUGAGGUGAACAGCUCCACCAUGACAGCCCUUCUGUGUGGGCCAAAUAAUAAUUGAGAAAUUCUUAGCUCAAAAACUAUUAGAUUGUGCCAGAAAGUCUAUAGACAAAAAAUGUCUUACAAAAGUCUCAAUUAUCAUAUAAACUGAUAAUACUGAGGAAAAAUAUGGAAGAGAAAUGAAAAAUAAAAUAAGAAAGGUAGAGAAAAGAUAGAGAAGGCAAAGAUAUUGGUAAUGAUUUCAUAUUCAGUAAUGCACUUUUAUACCUAUGUAUUUUGAUAUGAUAAGAAUAAAAGUCAUAUCAGAAACAAUUGGACAUGCCUUGCCUUGCCUUGCCUUGCCUUGCCUUGCCUUGCCUUGCCUGUCUUACCUCCUCUUUUGCAUAUUAUAUGAUAGCACAUUAAGAACAUAAGAACAUAAGAAAUAAGGGAAGCUACAAGAAGCGACCAGACUUACACAUGGCAGUCCCUGUAUGAAAUAUACCUACCUAUUUCCACCUAUCAUCCCCAUUCAUAAACCCGUCUAAUCUUCUCUUAAAGCUCCGUAAUGUCUUAGCACUAACAGCGUGAAUACUGAGUCCGUUCCACUCAUCUACCACUCUAUUUGAGAACCAAUUUCUUCCUAUCUUUUUCUUAAACCUAAAUUUUUCAAGCUUGAACCUGUUAUUUCUUGUUCUAUCCUGAUUGUUGAUCCUAAGAAUUUUGUUUACAUCCCCCUUGUUGUAACCCUUAUACCACUUAAAGACUUCUAUCAGGUCCCCUCUUAACCUACGUCUCUCUAAAGAAUGCAAAUUUAACAGCUACAUUGUUGGUAAUGAUUAGGUUAGGUUAACUGAGGCUGCUUUAGGUUAGGUUUAGGUAGUUAUCAAAGGUCAUUGCUUGGAUAUCUUGAGAGGAAGUUAAACAGUCCAAGAGGGGAAUAAGAAUGAGGGAAAUGUCUAGAAAAAAGUCUUGCCCUAAUUCUUGUAUUAAUGUGUUAUUUUUUUGCCAUGAGUCAAGUGCAUUUUGUAGUGGGUGUGGCACUGUCCUUGUGACACCUCACUUGUGGUUAUUAAUCCUGUUGGGUUGAUACCUCUUCUCAAACUGGUAUAUUUUCCAUGUUCUAUUCAAUAUUUUGGUGAUAUUUUUUUGUAUUUUAGGUUUCUUCUUGCUAUUUUAUUACAUUAUGCACACCUCUUCCAGCCUUCAGGUACAGUCAGGUACAUACUUAGCACUGCAGCAGCCCAGGGCAGUCAGGACACACAACAGGGAUCCACAACUGCUAUCAUUGUCAGUUAAUUUAGCUAGUGGGAGUGAGGCAUGCACACACGACACCUGUCUGGACUCAUCAGACUACCAAGAGAGGGAAGGGCAGCAGAACACUGUUUCACUCGCACCCCUGUCUUUGUUGCCCGCACAGAGCAGGCACAGGACACGAAGCACACUGACAUGCUACAUUACAAAUGUGUGCCACUCAAAUUGUCCGUCCUCACAAGAAUUCCCAGCAAGAUAUUUCAAGAAAGUCUGUUACCCUUGAGAACAAGGAUGAGGUCUGCAUCAAGGCUUGGCAAUGUAGACUGGUAUGGAUGACACUAUGUACAAGCCCAGCAAGGUGAAGGAGACUUGGAGAGCAUAGCUGACACAGCCUCAGCAGUGACCAAAGCAGCAGCAGCAGGCACAUCAACUCUCACUGCAGUGCUUUGUGAAAAAUAUGUAUCUGCAACCUCUCAGUCCCAACCCCUGGCCAGAGUGGGACAUCAUGGCGAAACCUGUGUGAAUAGAGUAGAGGCAGCAAAAGGGGUGUGGUAACAAACCCUAUGGCAGAUCAGUGUGCAGUGUGUGUGCUUUGAGUAGAGACAGCAAGGAGUGGUAAUAGACUCCAUGGGGGCUCACUGUAUAUCAUAAACAUAUCUUGUAUAUCAUGAUGGAAUUUAACAAAAUUGAUAGAAAAUAUAAAAAUAUGUAACAAAGUAGGCAAAAGAAGUUAAUUAGAUAAAGAAAGAGAAUGAAAGUUUAACAGUUUAAGGGGCUUGUCCAAAUUGACAUCAGUCUUUACUGCUCCAACAGCUACCUUAUGACAACACAACACUUGACAGCCUUGUGUGGGGCACCAGCAGGAAUGGCAUGUGUGCAGAUGCGGUAAAGGAGCCACAGCCACACAGCAGCCCCAGGAUGGAAGAGGAAGACACUAGUAUGAAAGUGGAAGAUGACAACAUUGCAGAGGUCAGAAAGUUUGAGUGUCAGGAGUGUGGGGAAAUACUGAAUAGCAGAAGUAAGUUUAUUCAGCACUCCUUGUCUCACAGAGGAGUGGCAGUGUUCUGCUGCCAGAACUGUGAGCAGCUGUUCUAUUGUGAGAAGCAGCUGGAGCAACACAUUUCUCUUCACAACAAGCAAGACCGUUAUGAGUGCAAGUUGUGUGGAAAGCAGUUCACCAGAGAGAGUAAUCUUGAUAGACACACAAAGAUUCACUCAGGAAGGAAAGAUUUUGCUUGUGAAACAUGUGGGAAGGCAUUCACCAGGAAGAGCGACCUUCAGCAACAUUCAAAUAUUCACUUGGACUCAAAAAAAUACAAGUGCAACGAGUGCGGUAAAGCAUUCGCCCAGAGGGGAAAUCUUGCCCGGCACCUGCUGAACAUUCACCCAGGUGCGAACCAGCACAGGUGUGACGAGUGUGGCAUGAUGUUCACUUCUAAGAGUGAUCUCAACAGGCACGUCAAAAUUCACACUAUUGCAAGAGGCUACAACUGUGACGUGUGUGGCAAGACAUUCAAUUUGCACAGUAGUUUUAAGCGACACAUGAACAUUCACACUCAAGAAAAGCAGUACAAAUGCAGUAUGUGUGAAAAAAUAUUUAACCACAAGAACAAUCUCACCAAGCACCUCAACACACACACUGGAGAGCAGCAGUACAGGUGUGAGGUGUGUGGCAAGACACUGUACUCUCGCAGUGAUCUGAUGCGACACACGAACAUUCACACCAGAGAAAAGGAAUAUAAGUGUGAUGAGUGCGGUAAAAUAUUCUACGCCAAAGGUGACCUCACACGGCACACCAACAUCCACACACAGGCAAGGAUCCACGCAUGUGAGGAGUGUGGCAGAACAUUCACCCACCGCAGCAGCUUCAAGCAGCACAUGAACAUCCACACAAGAGCAGAGCAGUUCAGUUGUGAUGAGUGUGACAAGGUGUUUUAUCAGAAGGCCAGUCUGGUCAAGCAUAAGAACAUUCAUGCUGGAAUAAAGUACACCUGUGAUGAGUGUGACAAACAGUUCAAUGAGAAGAGUCACCUCAAGAGACACAAGAAUGUUCAUAGUAAAACUGUAAAGUAGAUACUUCACUCACAGUAACAGUAAUGAAGCAUUUUGAAAUUCGGCUUGAAAAUUCUUUACUGGGAAUUGUAAAAUCCAAAAAAUGUCCAAAAUCUGUAUAAUUUUGAGAGGUGACACAGAAUCAGUUCCACAGUGCUGUGAGAAGUUUGUUUGUGACAAAACUAAACUAUUCACUAAAUUUGUCAUGUUUUUCCAUAAAUCAAUGAAAGUGACACAAAUAGGUUGCCAAAGUGAGAAUUGAUUAUACUUGUAUUUGGGCACUUACAGAUCCUCUUUGUGACUGGAAUUGUUCCACUAUCAUUUGCAGUUAUCCCUUAAUAUCUGUGUGGGUUAGGUAAUGGAGAUACCUGUGGAUGUGGAAAAUGUGCAGAUAUCUGCUCGUCCCAUUAGGAACACUCCUGAACCUGCCAGAGGUGUUACAACCACUUCAUUUUAUAUUUAUGCAAUAAAAAUAAAAAAAUAA